AUGGCAGCCGGCCAGAAAGCCGCCGAAGCGGCGCCGACCUCGCUAGAUUUCCCCCUGCAUCUAGACAUCGGUAGAGGACACACGGCCAAGUUCGAAGAGCACGACUACGCCGUUCUGACAAACCCUAUGAUAGAGUUUAACGCCCGUUGCUUGGGACUCGGUCUCAAGACCUCGAUCCGGCACGCCGACCCGCAGACAGUGAAGGAGUGGCACCGCGACGAGGCGAUCCGCGUGCUGAAGUUUUUCCGGACCGCUGUUCUGGCCGAGCUGCGGCGCGAGGGUAGGAAAUGGGAGUGGGCGAAGCCGUCCGAAGACGAGGUGCAGGAGAGGCUCGCCGACUGCGACGAACCCCUUCGAGAUAAAAUUCCCGAUACCGUCCGGGACUCGGACGCGGGCUCCGGCCUGCUAGCAAUGAGCGCGUUGAUCUGGGUUGUGAGGCGGUUCCAGCGCCUGACCGGCGACCUCCGUCGCAUUGCCACCAGCAUGGACAAGCCCACCGUCUCGGGGUUGAAGGCGCUGCGGAACGAGAUGGUAGCCCUCAUCAAGAAGCAAGUCCCGCUCAUACGGUCGGGGAAAACCGUUGUUGCUGCCGACGCCUGUGACGACGACGGCGAGGAAGUCCAUUCUGCAUCCGUACCAGUAGGGGUCGCCCCGAACGUCGCUGAUGCGCGUGGCAAGUCGGGAGUCGGCGUCGACGAGGCCGAUGCGGCCGCAGGAAAUAGGGUGACCGGGACCGAGGUUGUUCACGGGGAUGAUGAUGGGGUCCAGGAUCGCGAGGAGGAACGUGAGGGUGAGGGGGGCUCGGAGGAGUCGUCGGGGUCGAUGUCGGGGUCGAGGUCGGGGUCGGGAUCGGGCUCGGAGUCGGAGUCGGAGGAGGAGCAGGAGCAGGAGACGCAGGAGCACGAGAGGCAGCACCAGGAGGAGCAGUUGGUAGAGGUGGAGGACGUGGAAAUGGCGGAGGGGUACGUUGUCGGAGGAGCGGAGGGGUACGUUGUCGGAGGAGCGGAGGAAACGGGUGGGAGAUCGGCGGAUGUCGAGAACGACGAAGGGGAGGGGAAGGGUGCGACAGCGAAUAUCGGCGAGGUCGGCGUGGAGGCGGCUCACGGAGGUGGUGGCAUGGUCGAGGUCGGUGAAGGGGAUAACGCCGCGGUCCCGGAGCAGAGGGGCGUGGAUGUGCAUACCGAUGCCACCGCGGAGAAGGCCGGCGGGGAGCGGUCUAGGAGGAAGAAGGCGGCGAGCGGUCAUCCCGGUUCCACCGCGGCUGGGCGGCAGGCGCGGCUGGACGUCGUCGAUCAGCUGAGGGCGGAGAACAGGCGAUUGCGUGCAGACAAUGCACUCCUUGAACGGCGGCUCGGUGAGCAGACGGGGCGGGUCGACAGCUUGGCGGCGGCAUUAGCUGGGCUCCUCGAGAAGUUGAAGGGUUUGACCGCCCAGGUCGCCGACACCGACCGGAAAUCGGAGGAGCGCCUCAAAGAGGCCACGUCGACCAUGGCGACCACAAUCACCGAGGGCCUCACCGACAACAUGGACAGCGCCAUUCAAUCGGCCAAGUCCUUCGCCGAGCUAGCGAGGCAGACGCUGCUGGAUCUUGACGACCCCAAGGGACGAGCGGCGGUCGCACGUGCGACCGCGGUGAAGACAGUGACCGAGCACGUGACGGCGGAGGUGGGCGAGGCGAGGAAGGGGUUGGAGGAGUCGUUCAUCAAAUACAUCGGCGCCGCGCAGACCAACAUUGCCGCCGCCGUCGCGCCCCGCCUAGUCCAGCCGCCGCCGCCUACCGGCCCAGCGCAGGCCUUGCCGGAAGAUUUCCUGAAGUCUUUCAAGGAGGACGUGCUGAAGGCGGUGACGGAGACCACGCAGCAGUCCUUCCUCGCCUCCGGACUGAAGAUAAUGGCCGAGGUCGUCGGCACGGUGGCGUAUGCUCGGCGUGGGUCGUCGCCGUCGGCAAACGACGCCGGCCAAGCGCAACCUACGGAGGGCUUGAAGCUGGACGAUUCGGCGGGCGCGAGGCGGACCAAGGGAGCGGCUGGUUCUCGCGUCGCCGGCGAUGGGAGCAUGGGAGCCGGCGACGGCAGUUCGUUGAAGCAGUCGGGGAAGAGCGUGGUCGACAUCCUCAGGAAGCACUGGGCUCAGGUUGGAGCGGCCAGCACGGGCCAUGGUGGUGGGGGUCCCGCCGACGAGCAUGCCACUGAUGACGCACUGCCAAUGGCUCCGCCUUCGGUCGGCGUUAAGCCACCACGACAGGGUAGCGGUGUGAAAGGCCUGCGCGACAAGGAGAAGGCCGCCGCCAAAACGGCCCCAGGCGGGUCCGCGAAAGCUGGCCAGGGCCCGAAGACAGGGGUUGCGGAGGCGUCAGCGGUUCCUCACCAGUCUCCCGCGGGUGCACGCCAUCCGACCGGACCGUCUGCCGGGCGACCUACCGACGUCCCGCGCCAUGCCGACGUACCGUCUGCCGACAAGGUUGGCCGCGCGGGAAAAGGGGCGGCAGUUGCGGACGCGCUCAAGGAGCAGCUCAGGCUCCUAGCCGGCCACAGGGCUGUUCAACAGGCCCCCCCUGCUGUCGACGUCCCAUCGGCCAGUGGGCCACGUGUAGUGCCGGUCGUCGCCGCCCGUACUCCUGCAGACCCAAAGUCCGUGUUGUUGCGCGCCCAGCUGGGCGCACUAGCGUCGACUGAGAGGACUCAGCAGGCUUCUGGCUCUGGCUCUAAGCCGUCGUCGGCGAAUGUCGCACCACCCACCCAUGUGGCAGCUGAUGUGGAGAAGGCGGCGGAGAAGGGCGUUCGUGCCGCGCUUGCCACCGGCGGCGGCGCCGUUGAGGAGGUCCCCGCAGACGCUGAUAUCGCUGCCAUACAGGCCCAUCUGGAUGCAGCCAAUCCCCGAACCCUGGCCAUCUCCGACACGGAACAUGUGGAGCCUUCGGCGGGACUCGUCGGCAUCGCGGCAGAGCCUAGUGCGACCGGUGAUGCGGUCGGUGAGGGAAAGUCGAAACGGAAGGGGAAGGCGGGCUCACAGAGGAAGACGCGGGAGAAGUCGGAGGUGAAGGCGGCGGAUAAACAGAAGGGGAUGGCGGCGGAGACGGCGGCGGACAAAGAUCGAGGCGGCAUUGGGGAGGUUGAAGGGAAAGGGGAGAAUCAGAAGUCGCCCGGCGAGGGUACGUCGACGGGGAGGAAGGGGAAGGACAAGUCGGUCGGAGAAGGUGCGUCGACCGGGAGAAAGGGGAAGGAGAAGGCGGUCGGCGAGGGUUCCUCGAAGGGGAGAAAGGGAAAGAGGAAGGCGGAGGAGGAGGAUGAGGAUGUCGAGGAGGUGGAGGAGGUCGAGCAGGAGGAAGAGGAGGAGGAGGAGGAGGAGGAGGAGGAGGAGGAGGAGGAGGAGGAGGAGGGGAAGGGCAAGGAGAGGAGGGGUCAUGGCAUCCGACACGAUACCUCGGGCGACAAGCAAGGGUGGGUCGGCGAGAUUAAGGUGCACGGCAUCAAUCGAUACAUCGGCAAGUCGCGGGACAAGAUGGAGCUCGCGUAUGUUCACUCCAUCGCGUACGUCGUCUACGACGGUUUCGUGAGCAAGGUGCUCAUGACCGAGCUCACCGGCUUGGACAGCGCCGAAUUGGAGAGGUGGAAGGAGGUGUGGGAGGAGGUCAGGAUCUUGCCGACAGGGAUGUGGACGGUGAUGUGGGCCCGGGGUACGCUCCUUCCAAAGACACGGCUGACGGAGAUCCUCGACGCGUAUCGCCAUUACAAGUCCACAGGCGAUUGUCUCCACGCCGCGCUCCUGCCAGCGAUAUGGUACCCAGUCGAUGCUAGCACCGAGGAAGGCCGGGAGAAGUCGGCGUCCAUGAUGUCGGCGAUGAUAGGCCGCGUGUCAAUGUGCGCUGCAUAUGGGAAGACCGCUGCGGCAGCGGCGAAGAAGGAGGGAGACAAGGAGGAGAAGACGGAUAUGGCGGCAUGA
Closterium sp. NIES-65 is the source of this 3942-nucleotide messenger RNA. The record is from the annotation of a GenBank genome assembly. NCBI's taxonomy places the organism in Eukaryota, Viridiplantae, Streptophyta, Zygnematophyceae, Desmidiales, Closteriaceae.